GGUGAGGGAGGAGGCUAUAUUUAUGUCUAUGUCCGAGGCUGGGAGCCUGCUCACCAUGGACACUGUCGGGUACAGCAAGUGGGAUGGCAGGCCCAAGGAGGCGUCCGGAGGGUACUGGGGAUGCUGGGGACGGCGACUCCUCUUCCUGGCCCUGGCUCUCCUGGUCAUCAUAGCCCUGUGGGCCCUCAUUCUGAGCGUCCUACUUUCCAAGGCCUCCACUCAGCGCGGGGCGCUGCUCGGCGGCCAGGACCUGUUGAAAGCAAACGCCUCGAAGCAGACGGCGGCGCUGGGAGCCUUGAAGGAGGAGAUUGGAGUCUGCAAUAGCUGCUGCCUUAGGACAGAGGCGCAACUGCAGACCGCGCGCAAGGAGUUUACGGAGGCGCAAGUGAAGCUGAUCCAGCAAGAGAGCUCCCUGAAAGAACUGAGCGAGCGCGUGACCCAGAGCUUGGCUGAAGCGGGCAGGGACCGCGAGGGCAUCCGCAGCGAGUUGUACCGGGCGUUGGCGGCCGCACGAUUUGGGAACAGCUCCUGCGAGCAGUGCCCCACGGGGUGGCUGCCCUUCCAGGGCUCCUGCUACUUUUUCUCUGCGCUGCGGGCCAAGUGGGUAGACGCGCAGCGCAACUGCUCCGGCGAGAGUGCGCACCUGGUGAUUGUCGGGGGACUGGAGGAGCAGGACUUCCUGAGUCGGAAUACCGGACACAGCGGUUACUGGCUGGGCCUGAGGGCGGUGCGCCGCCAGAGGAAGAUCCAGGGCUACCAGUGGGUGGACGGAGUCCGGCUCAGCUUCAGCUGGAACGUGGGAGAGCCCAAUGACUCUCAGGGGCGCGAGGACUGUGUCAUGAUGCUACACAACGGCUUAUGGAACGAUGCACCGUGCGACAGCACCAGAGACAACUGGAUCUGCGAGAAGAGGUUCAGCUGCUGAGCCCGCCCAGUGCCCCAAGCCACGCCCACCGCCACAAGUGUGAUCCUGCGCGGCUCACCCUCCUGGCUCCGCCCACCGCCAUCGGAUUUUUUUUUUUUCUCUCCCUCCCCACCUACCACUACUGAGAACUCUGGGACCUUCUCUCCAACCUCACCACAAACCCCUCCCACGUGGACCUAACUUAGCCUCUACCCCUUCCAAAAUCCUGGUUCCUGGGACCUGUGAUCUGACCCCACCUCCCUCCCUAGCCAAGAUCAGGGGAUUCCGAGAUGGAGCUGUUUGGUUUUCUUGCAUUUCUUUCCCCAGACUGGAAGGACUUAAGGGUUUUGUGAACUGUCCUCGACGCCCUAGGAAGCAUCAAUAAAUGUGUGAGAAGUGAAUCUGGGCUCCUGG
This is a messenger RNA of Rhinolophus ferrumequinum (greater horseshoe bat), 1318 nucleotides long. RefSeq names its product C-type lectin domain family 4 member G (gene CLEC4G). The coding region runs from base 23 to 925 and encodes 300 amino acids. Lineage: Eukaryota; Metazoa; Chordata; Mammalia; Chiroptera; Rhinolophidae. The record is from RefSeq and is a predicted model, not a curated record. The transcript has 9 exons.